Molecule: messenger RNA, 825 nt
Organism: Homarus americanus (American lobster)
Lineage: Eukaryota; Metazoa; Arthropoda; Malacostraca; Decapoda; Nephropidae
Exons: 1
Coding region: 1-825 (274 amino acids)
Source: RefSeq, a predicted model, not a curated record
AUGGUCUUCACACUAAUCUUCACACUGGUCUUUACACUGGUCUUCACUCAGGUCUUCACACUGAUCUUCACAUCGGUCUUCACACUGAUCUUCACAUCAAUCUUCACACUGAUCUUCACAAUAAUCCUAACACUGGUCUUCACUCUGGUCUUCAAGCUGAGCUUCACCAAUUUUCACACUGGUCUUCAUACUAGUCUUCACACUGAUCUUCACACUGGUCUUCACACUGGUCUUCACACCAAACCUCACACUGGUCUUCACACUGGUCUUCACAAUAAUCUUCAUGCUGGUUUUCACACUGCUCUUCACACUGGUCUUCAUUCUGGUCUUGACAAUGGUCGUCAUACCAAUCUUCACACUGGUCUUCACACUGGUUUUCACACUGGUUUUCACAAUAACCUUCACACUAGUCUUAACGAUAAAUUUCACACUGGUCUUCACAAUAUUCUUCGCACCAAACUUCACUCUGGUCUUCACUCUGGUCUUCACAAUAAACUUUACACUGAUUUUCACUCUGGUCUUCACAGUACUCUUCACACUGGUCUUAAAAAUAAUCUUCACACUGGUCUUAGCGAUAACCUAUACACUGGUCUUCACACCAGUCUUCAAAAUAAUCUUCACACCAAUCUUCACACUAGACUUAAUGUAUUCACAAUAUUCUUCACACUGGUCUUAACAAUAAUCUUCACAAUGGUCUUAGCAAAAAUCUUCACACUGGUCUUCACACAGGUCUUUACUCUGGUCUUCACACUGAUCUCCACACUGGUCUUUGCACAGGUCUUCACAUCAAUCAUCACACUGAUCUUCACACAAUCUUCACACUAG